AUGACGGCAGCACAGACGGUAGCACAGGCCGACGAGGCCAUCAAGGCUGGAAACAAUCAGGAGGGAGAGCGAAUUCUCAAAUCCAUCCUCUCGAACCAAACGUCUCCGACCGACGACACGCAGCUCAAGGAGCAAGAGGCAGCGCUGCUCCGCCUCGGCCAGCUCUACCGUGACACUAAGAAUGCGGAUGCACUUGCAGAGACCGUGCGUUCGUCACGCACCUUCAUGAGCUCCAUCGCCAAAGCCAAGACGGCCAAGCUGGUGCGCACGCUCAUCGACUACUUUGAAGGCAUCCCCGGCAGCCAGCAGACGCAGAUCCAGGUUGCCAAGGAAAACACAGAGUGGGCCAAGUCGGAGAAGCGAAUCUUCCUCAAGCAGAACCUCGAGACCAAGCUCAUCGGCCUCUACUUUGAGAACAAAAACUACCGCGAGGCGCUGCCGCUCAUCGACACAUUGCUGCGCGAGCUCAAGAAGCUCGACGACAAGAUGAUCCUCACCGAAGUGCACCUGCUCGAGUCCAAGGUGAACCACGCCAUCUCCAACCUGCCCAAAGCAAAGGCUGCACUCACCUCGGCGAGAACCGCCGCCAACUCGAUCUACUGUCCACCAACGUUGCAAGCACAGCUCGACAUGCAGGCCGGUGUACUGCAUGCAGAGGACAAAGACUACACCACCGCCUACUCGUACUUUUUCGAAACGCUCGAAGGGUUUGCACUGCAAGACGACCCCCGCGCACCGCUCGCGCUCAAGUACAUGCUGCUGUGUAAGAUCAUGCUGAAUCUUUCAGACGAUGUCAACAGCAUCAUCAGCGGCAAGCACGCCGCCAAAUACGCUGGACGGGACGUCGAGGCAAUGAAGGCCGUCGCCCAGGCGCACGAGGACAGGAGUCUGGAGGGUUUCGAGCUGGCGUUGAGGACGUACAAGGACGAAUUGUCGAACGACCCGAUUGUCAAGAACCACCUUUCGGCGCUGUACGAUACGCUGCUAGAGCAGAACCUGCUCAGAGUGAUUGAGCCGUACUCGCGCGUCGAGAUCGCGCACAUCGCCAAAGAGGUGAGGCAGCCCGUACGCGAGGUCGAACUCAAGUUGAGCCAGAUGAUCCUCGACAAGGUGUUCCACGGCAUCUUGGAUCAAGGUGCCGGCUGUCUCGUGGUGUACGAGCAGCCAGUAGAAGACAAAACGUACCAAGUGACGUUGGACACUCUCAAGCACGUAGGCAACGUCAUCGACUCGCUCUACAAGAAGGCUAACAAGCUCGCAUAG
Sporisorium graminicola is the source of this 1263-nucleotide messenger RNA. RefSeq lists its product as uncharacterized. Lineage: Eukaryota; Fungi; Basidiomycota; Ustilaginomycetes; Ustilaginales; Ustilaginaceae. Gene Ontology annotation, molecular function: protein binding; structural molecule activity. The transcript has 3 exons. The coding region runs from base 1 to 1263 and encodes 420 amino acids. Gene Ontology annotation, biological process: ubiquitin-dependent protein catabolic process. Gene Ontology annotation, cellular component: proteasome regulatory particle, lid subcomplex. The record is from RefSeq and is a predicted model, not a curated record.